Aspergillus nidulans FGSC A4 is the source of this 1638-nucleotide messenger RNA. RefSeq lists its product as uncharacterized. The transcript has a single exon. Bases 1 to 1638 code for a protein of 545 amino acids. The record is from RefSeq and is a predicted model, not a curated record. NCBI's taxonomy places the organism in Eukaryota, Fungi, Ascomycota, Eurotiomycetes, Eurotiales, Aspergillaceae.
AUGUCAUCCCAGCCAGAAAUUAACGUGCUCAAGACAGCCUACAUCUUCCCCUUGCAAAAGUCAACAAGAACCACAGUCUCCCUCUCGAUUCUCGAUGCAGUCGUCACAAACUAUGCCUCCUGUGCCGCAGUCUGGUUCUACGAUGCACCUUCCGGUAGCAACAAGGAUGGGCAUAGACAGCUAUACUGGCUCUCAACUCUAGAACAGUCCCUAGCCAUAACUCUAUCUUCCUUUCCACAUUUUGCCGGCACCCUUAGCAAAAUCACACACGUUUCUGACCCAGCCAACUAUGGCUAUGGUGAUGCAGAUCACACAAAGCGCUACGGCCGCCUCCACAUAACAUUCGGCACCGAUCAAGACCCGGGCGUCGAAUUUAACACUGCUCAUUGCGGGACAACACUGGACGAGAUCGUUCCAAACUCGAUGCAGCGGAAGUCCCCUGAUUCCAGGGCUUGGGAUCUGUCCUGCUCAGCGAAGGCCUUUCUAGCAGACGAAAAGAAGCUGCCCUUUAUUGGAGGGGCGUGUUCAAGCUCUCUGGUAUUGAUUCAGGUUACGCAGUUUAGAUGUGGUGGCGUCGCUAUCGGUAUAAGAAUUGCCCAUCCGUUGGCCGAUGCGCAGACGCUGAGCAUUUUCAUGAAGAGAUGGUCGUUUGAGCAUUCGAUUCUUUUCCCAGGCGAGCCCACGUCUUUAUAUGACGCCUCCAACCGGAAGACAGAACCGCCAACUCCUGUAUUCAGCCCCCAACUCCUCGACUCGCAAGCAGCAGGAGACACCGACGCCCUCUCUCCAGAUGGCACGAUCCUCGCAAAAUCUCGCGCCCUCCCCUCCUCCCGCUACGAUUGGUUUUAUCCCGCCUCUGACGACAAUUCGGACCGGAACCUACCAUCUGGCAUUACACGCUCGAUGAUCAAGUCUCCCGGAAACCCAAUGCCAAAGGAAGACUGGGAUACGGCCCUCCCUGUGUCCCAUAUCAAACUCCAUUUCUCUGCGCAGCAGACGAAGAAGAUCUGGGAGAUUGCUGGCGGGUCGGAUCUUGGUAUUAGCCGGCACGAUGCUAUUGUUGCGCACGUCUGGAGUGCUAUCAACCGAGCGCGCGGGUUAGGUUAUGAUGAGCGAAACGUCUCCUUACACUAUACCUUCGGUUUACGGAAACGUCUCGGUCUCCCGUCUGAAUUCAUAGGAUCUCCGAUCCUCCUGACCUCAGUCCAGAUGCCAGGGAAAGACGCUGCUAACGCCAGCUCUUCCACAUCGCAGAGACAUGACAUCGCAACCAAAAUACACAAUAAUAUAUCUCUAUACACCCCCGACAAUCUCAAAGCAAGACUGCACGAUCUUUGCUUUGAGGUCGCGCCUCAGCGGCUCUGGGAGGCGUAUCUAGGGUACAGACAUGUAAUUUUUACAUCCUGGGCACAUCUGAGCCUCUAUGAGGUUGAUUUUGGGGGAUCGAGAGGGACGCCGAGAUUCGUUGAGCCUUAUAUGCCAGUUUUGGAUGGGCUGUUGUGUUUGAUGGAAGGUCGGCCGGGCCUGAAAGACAAAGAGGGAAAGAUGCAUUGGUGUGAUGAUGGAGUAGAUGUUGCGGUUUCAAUUGCGACAGAGGCGAUGGAGAGGUUGAGAGAUGAUCCUGAACUAUGGGUCUAA